Messenger RNA from Sphaerodactylus townsendi, 3642 nucleotides. It is a transcript of the gene AKAP17A, whose product is annotated as A-kinase anchoring protein 17A. Gene Ontology annotation, biological process: regulation of RNA splicing. NCBI's taxonomy places the organism in Eukaryota, Metazoa, Chordata, Lepidosauria, Squamata, Sphaerodactylidae. The record is from RefSeq and is a predicted model, not a curated record. Gene Ontology annotation, cellular component: nuclear speck; cytosol. The transcript is spliced from 5 exons. The coding region runs from base 609 to 2648 and encodes 679 amino acids. Gene Ontology annotation, molecular function: protein kinase A binding; RNA binding.
ACGACGCGGUGGGGACGGGGGUUUCUUGUGACCAGCAUGGGGGGAAUCUAUACGGUGGCCAGAGGCGAGGUGGUCAAUCUGCAGAACAGCCUCCGGUGCGCCCCUUAAAGUCCACAGUCCCCCUGCUAGAUCUGCAAAGAGUAGCAAAAGUGUUCUAGUAGUUGCAAAGAUUGGAAUUCCUCUCAUGGCUGUGAUUCAUGACGGAACCUUGUGAGCUGUCUGAAGGCAGAGAUUAUUGAAGGGCUAUUGCUGUUUCUGCAUUUUCAGAGUUUUACAGAGCAUAAUUAACUUUUGUAUUUUUCUUGCUGUUCCUACUCCUGUUCCUACACAAACUGGGUUUAUACUGCAUCACUCAUUGCAAGCAAAUAGAGCAUGGCUAGGAGAGACAAUCUGUUCAUUCACAGUCUUUGUGUAAUAUGUUUUGACAAAUUUUAACAGGCCAUAAACCAAGAGACGCCUUGUUUUAAUUCCUCUAGCUGCACGUUCUUUUCAAAGUCAUAACUGUUAAAAUGGACAUUCCUUCAAAGAAAGGGACCACUUUCCACUCCGUGUCUUUAAGAUAGAUAAGCCUGCUUUUCUUUUUGCUAGUUUUCUGUUUAGUUGCAACUAUGGCAGCUGCUACAAUAGUUCAUGACACUUCAGAAGCAGUGGAGCUCUGUGCUCUUUAUGGACUUUAUCUCAAGCCCAUUACAAAAAUGAGCAUCAGUGUGGCACUUCCUCAAUUAAAGCAGCCAGGAAAGUCUAUUUCUAACUGGGAGGUGAUGGAACGGCUGAAAGGAAUGGUGCAAACUCACCAGUUCUCAACUUUACGGAUUUCCAAAAGCACCAUGGAUUUCAUCCGCUUUGAAGGAGAAGUAGAAAAUAAGAGUUUGGUUAAAUCCUUCUUGGCUUGCCUGGAUGGGAAGACUAUCAAACUCAGUGGCUUCUCAGACAUUUUGAAAGUUCGUGCUGCAGAGUACAAAAUUGAUUUCCCUACUCGACAUGACUGGGACUCCUUUUUUCGUGAUGCAAAAGAUAUGAAUGAGACUCUGCCAGGAGAAAGGCCUGACACUAUACAUUUGGAAGGCUUACCUUGUAAAUGGUUUGCACAGAAAGAUUCUGGCUCAGAGAAACCAAGUGAAGAAGUGCUUAUCAAGGUAUUCAGUAAGUUUGGGGAAAUACGUAAUGUGGACAUACCCAUGUUGGACCCUUAUAGGGAAGAAAUGACUGGCAGAAACUUUCAUACUUUCAGCUUUGGAGGCCAUUUGAAUUUUGAGGCUUAUGUUCAGUACCAAGAGUACGCAGGUUUCAUCAAGGCUAUGAACGCUUUGCGUGGAAUGAAACUGAUGUACAAAGGGGAGGAUGGCAAAGCAGUGGCUUGUAACAUAAAGGUUUCAUUUGAUUCAACAAAACACCUGAGUGAUGCUUCAAUUAAGAAACGUCAGCUUGAAAGGCAGAAGCUUCAAGAGCUGGAAAAACAGAGAGAAGAACAAAAGCGUAAAGAAAAAGAAGCGGAAGAAAGACAAAAAGAGGAGGAAAGGAAACAGAGGGAACUUGAGGAACUGGAAAGAGAAAGAAAAAGAGAGGAGAAGGUGCGCAAGAGAGAACAGAAACAGAAGGAUCGUGAAAUUCGUCGAAAUAAAAAAAAGCUUGAAAAAAUUCAAGCUGAAGAGCAGAAAAAGCUGCAAGAAAAAAUAAAACUAGAAGAGAGGAAGCUUCUUUUAGCUCAAAGAAAUCUUCAUUCCAUUCGACUAAUUGCUGAACUGCUGAAUAGAGCCAAGGCACUAAAGCUUCUGGAGCAAGAACACAAUGAGGAAAAAGUCCGGCUUGAGCAGUUGGAAGAGAAGAGGAAGCUGCAGGAAGCUGAACUCCGUCGCGUAGAGGAGGAAAAGGAAAGAGCUCUUGGACUGCAGAGGAAAGAGCGGGAAUUGAGAGAGAAACUAUUAAGUAACCUCAUGAGUAAGAAAAUAGAAGCAACCCAUUUGAAAAGGAUUGAACAUAAUUCUCCUCCUCUGAAAGUGAUUGGAGGUGUUUUUCACUAUGUCACAUCUACCUCAGCCCAAUCCACCUUGGCCAGACCCAUCCAGUGCUAUCAAAGCAGCAUAUCAUCUAAUGAAAGCAUCUGUCCUCAGCUGAAAUGCCUAAAUGGAAGCUUUCAUGAGGCGGUUCACAUCAAUGAACCAAAGACUAAUACCAAUAACAGGGAGACUUUUUCUGAAGGAAGUAGCUCAGGUGUUCUUUCUUGCAUCCCUGUAAAUCAGCAAUAUAAGAGCACAUCAGAACAUGAACAGAACGCAUAUAAAAAGGACUUGUUGACUGAGCAAGGCAAGUGUAAUAGAGAACCGAGCAAGGGGAAGAGUCAUUCAUACAGAGAUGUACAUAAUCAUCACAGCAAAGAAAAAACUGAAAAGAACAGACACAGGAGAGACUUAAGCAGCGAGGAUGAAAAAUACAGAAAAGAUGGACACCACCAUAAAAAAUAUGCUGCAAAAAGCUACAGUCCUUGCCAGAGAAGCUUAAGUCGAGGACACACACGAGAGAGGCGAUCAUUUAGUAGUGACAGGGAGCAGGAUGAAAGAGGAUGCAGUCAGGAUCACAAGAGUGCAACCAAGAAACAAAAACACCGAAAGAGAUCUUUGAGCAAUCAAAGAAACUCUUGGAGUAGGUAAUUAAAAUGACUUGGCCUUUUUGUAAGGGCUAUCUCAGGCAGGACUGGAAUGGAUCUCUGUGUGCGUGUGUGUGUGGUGGGGAGGGGGGGAACCUGGUCAGCUGUUUUACUUGAAUCUAGUUUUAUGGAGCCAAGAUACAUAUAACCACGCAUUAUGAAUUUUGUCUGUGUGUGACUUCUCAUCUGCCAACUCUGCUGGCUUACUACAAUACCAUACAUUCUGAACAUUCUUGCUCACACUUUCACAGACUUUCAUGGUCUUCACUACAGCUGUCCACUGGGUCCUUUUUAAAGACACAAUGACAGCAGUCUCUUCUUUAGAAACUGACAUGUGUGUGGGCCAAGAAAGAAACAUGAACUUGCCAACUACAUGCUUGACUCAAGACUUCAGCAGUUCAGUGCAGGAUGUUUGGUUCCUGAGUUGGUGCUUAAUGCAACCAUAAAGGCAAACUUAUUUUCAUUAAGGGCUGUGAUUCCUUCAUGGCUCUGGAGGAAUGCAUAUUGAGUAGUGUGAUCUAGGGCCCAGAUGGUCAUGGUGUUUGAUGCUAAUAAACAAUGUUUCAGAGUUCUGGUCCAUUGGAAAAAAAACACACUAGGAUUUCGGAGCCUCAGUGAAAGUCCACCUGGGGCUGCUGUAGUAUUUAAUGUUUGACUAUUUUGUUCAUGCUGUUGGUUGAAGUACCUCUCUUCAUACAACUGCACAGACUUCUAUCUUUUGAAAGAGGGGCCUUCCUGCUAAAUUAUUUUUACUUAUAAUGUUCAGAUUUCAAAGUUGCUAUUUCUCUUAAGUAUGUUUAUAAUGUCUUUGCUUCUGGAAAUGAAGUUCAGGAAUUUCCAAAAAAUCUAAAGUUAACAUUGCUGUGCAAAACCCAGCUUUUUUACCAUCUUAUGGUAAAAACACAAAAAGCCAUCACCAAGUGAACCCAAACUGCUGUUUCAUAUUUCAGUACAUUAAAUAUUGUACAUUUACUGCAUUAAAUCAGAUUUCAUUUGCA